AUGGCCAAACCAACAGCCACAGCGCGCCUUCGGCGGACAUUUCAUUACCCCUCCGACGACGACGCUGGCUCCGCAUCCUCUGGCCCCGAAGUCCUCGACGAGCAAGAACAAGAAACGCUAAUCCAAACCUUGACCACCCAAAACGAAACCCGGAACAGAACCUUCCACCGCCUCCUCUCGGCCCUCCCCGCCCUGUCCACCAUCCCCUUCCUACUCGGCCUCUUCCUCUCCCACUCGGCCGGUCCGUCCCGAUUGCUUUCCCUCCUGGGCCUGUCCUCCCUGUGCGCGACGGGGUGGAUGCUGUACACCUUCGAGGUCUGCGAGACCGGUUUCCCACGGCUCGACCGCCACACCAGCAGUCUCGCGGACAAGAAGAAGAAGAAGGAGAAGGGGUUAUUAUCAUUAUCAUCGAAUGAUAGCAGGGAGAGGCGGCGGACAGCGGGGGCCGGACUAGGAGCAGGAGCACGGACGGUGGGCCACUAUGACUUGUUGCGAUGGAAUAGCAGGCCUAGGAGACGGGAUGGUCUCUUGACUGGGCCUCUCCCCGGAGAGGGCAGCAGAACACCACUACAACAGCAUCUCCCCUGGCUGAACGUGGGGUUGGCGGCGCUGGUUCUGCUGACGGGGUUGUUGGAGCGGGUGAGACUCGGAGGAGAAGCGGCCAACGCUGGUGUCAGCCCGUUGUUGCUUGGCGCUCUGCCCGGGGUGGUGUACGCUGUUGUUGUCGGGGCGAAGGUAAUGAUGGCCGAGGUGGAUCCGGAAAGGGAAUUGGGCAAGUUGAAGUAUGGGUAUAAAGGUGCAUAG
Chaetomium strumarium is the source of this 804-nucleotide messenger RNA. RefSeq lists its product as uncharacterized. Lineage: Eukaryota; Fungi; Ascomycota; Sordariomycetes; Sordariales; Chaetomiaceae. The transcript has 2 exons. The coding region runs from base 1 to 804 and encodes 267 amino acids. The record is from RefSeq and is a predicted model, not a curated record.